UGAAAUUAAUCUACGAACAGAAAUUAACAUUUACCAAAAGUUAAAAGGAAGCAAAUUGUUUCAAAUUUUUAUUUCAAACUUGCUUUUACUACUAAAAAAUAAUUAUUUUCUUACCUAUUUACCGAAGUUGAAUCAUUAACUGAAAGGAUUAGAUGAACUCUGAUACGGAGCCGCUUUGUUUUACUGAGAAUGAAGCUUCAAGCAGCAAUUUGUUAGAAUUUUUAUUAUUGUGUGGUAAACUCAAGGAAACGAAAAGAAAGGGCUGGGUAGAUCACCACAUACGGUAUCCAGAGUCAGUUAGUGAUCAUAUGUACCGUAUGGCUUUGUUUUGUUUUUGUUCGUGUCCGAACCACCUCAAUCGUGACAAGUUAGUAAAGCUUGCACUCGUCCAUGAUCUAGGAGAGUCCUUGGUUGGUGAUAUAACCCCUCACGAUGGCAUCUCUCCGGAAGAAAAAAAUAGAAAAGAGGCUGAAGCAUUUCGAAAGAUACGAGACGAGUAUCUAUCGUCUUGUACGGUUGGUCAAGAACUCUAUGAUCUUUGGAACGAAUAUGAAAACAAUUUGAGUGAAGAGGCUAAGUUUGUCAAGCAGGUUGACAAACUUGAGAUGUUGAUCCAAGCGUUUGAAUAUGAGAGAGGUAAAAAUGAUUGGUUUGAUAGGAUUUUGUUUCUAAAUGCUUGGCAACCAAGAUCAACAUAUGGACCUUUCGGAUUUUUUCAUGAGCUCAUCGCAUUGCAUUCAUAAUGACAAGCUCUUAGGAAUACUGAAAUUGUUACAAGCAAGACGUGGAGAAUGGCGAAGAUCCAUACGAUAGGAUGACCGAUAAAGUUUUCUUUAACGAC
Galdieria sulphuraria is the source of this 841-nucleotide messenger RNA. RefSeq names its product putative hydrolase of HD superfamily isoform 2. Bases 153 to 743 code for a protein of 196 amino acids. The record is from RefSeq and is a predicted model, not a curated record. NCBI's taxonomy places the organism in Eukaryota, Rhodophyta, Bangiophyceae, Galdieriales, Galdieriaceae. Gene Ontology annotation, cellular component: cytoplasm. The transcript is spliced from 4 exons. Gene Ontology annotation, molecular function: 5'-deoxynucleotidase activity.